AUGCCACCAGCCACAAGUUUGAUCACAACUAAGCCCGGGGAAGCUGUCCUACCAGCUGAGAAACACUCAAUCACUUUUCAUCUCCCGGAAUGGAGCCAUCUCUUACGCUUAGCAGAAAAGGACCCUUUUUUGUUCAGUGAACUCAAAAGCGUUUACCCACGGGUCAUCAUACAUCCUGAUGUGAAGCUGGUACGAUCUAGUUCCCCUUGUUUGCCAAUCCAAUCUGACAUGGUCAACUAGCUAUUCAAAGCAAUUCUUGAAUUUGCAAAAGUACCAGAGGGCUCAGGUUCAUUGGUUUUCACGUCUCCCAGGUCAAUAAAUAUGUGUAUAGAUUUUGCUACACGCUCUCCUCCUGUUGCUCUAAAUGAGGCCCCGGCGGAAUCCAUUAGCAGUGCAGAAAUUGAUCAUCGAGUCUUUGAGAUUCAAGACACCAAGACAAAAUUGCAUGCCAUCAUUUUCCCCUCUUCAAAGACGAGUCUCCUAUUGCCUUUCUGGCAAAACACGGGAACAGGAAUAAGCACACGCCUUGCAGCCCAGUCUCUGAGUCAUAUCGAUUCUAUUUCAGAGCUCGCACCUCAAAAUUACCCUCCUAAAUCUUUUGCAUCCGGCGCACACAUCGAAAUCAAAGACCGUAUUGCGAGCUUGCUCGAAAGAGAGACACCGGACCGCCGCGGAAUCCCAAAGUCUCAAGAGAGGAUGUGUACCUUUUUCAAACAGGAAUGACUUCUGUUUUUCAAGUACACAGAUAUUUGAAUUGGCCAAACCAUAGCAGUCAAAAGACUGUGCUCUUCGGCUCUGCUUUCCAGGCCACUAUCCAUAUAUUCGAGGAUUUUGGACCAGGGUAUAAACUUCUCGGACGCGGUACGGAUGAUGAGCUGGAAGCGGUCGAGGAAUUUUUGAAAUACGAAAAGGAAGAGGGAAGACAUGUUCAAGCUAUCUGGUGCGAAUUUCCCACCAAUCCAAACCUCACAGUCCCCAAUCUCUUCAAGUUAAGGCAGCUAGCGGAUGUAUACGGCUGUCUUUUGAUCGUCGAUGACACCAUUGGUUCCUUUUGCAAUGUCGAUCUUUUUGGUCCUUCAGGGGUCGAUAUCCUCGUGACAAGCUUAACCAAAAGCUUCAGUCGAAUCGCCAAUGUGAUGGGUGGCUCAGCAGUCUUGAACCCGCUUCGUCCACGAUAUGAAACCUUGAAAGAGUUAUUCAAUCGCCUGUACGAGAAUGAUGUCUGCUCCCUCGAUUCAGAAGCACUAGCCAAAAAUAGCAGAACCUACCUCUCCACUUCUCAAACCUGCCAAAUCAUAACCGAGAAUCUCAUCUCCUUCCUUGUCGGCAAGGCCAAUUCUCCCACAAGCGCAAUAAAAUCUGUCUUCUAUCCUACAACAAACCCCGAACCACUAGCAAAUUUCGACCCAUGGAAACGCCCCGAUACCCCUGAGUUCAAGACCGGUUAUGGGUGUCUUUUCAGUCUUGAGUUCGAGAGCAUAGAGAAGAUGAGGGUGUUCUACGAGACUGUGCAAGUUCAUAUUGGACCUCAUUUCGGGGCAAUGAGAACUCUGAUGUUUGCGUAUGUCAAGCGGCUAUAUAGCAGUCGGCUGGAUUGGAUCGGGGACUUUUGGCUCAAAGAGACGAUGUUGAGGAUCGCGCCUGGGUUAGAGGAGAACUUGAUGGAGGUGUUCAGAGAAGCUGUGGAUAUUAUGGACGGAAUUGCGGGAGCUGCCUGA
Molecule: messenger RNA, 1718 nt
Organism: Hymenoscyphus albidus
Lineage: Eukaryota; Fungi; Ascomycota; Leotiomycetes; Helotiales; Helotiaceae
Source: the annotation of a GenBank genome assembly